Anguilla rostrata (American eel) is the source of this 1419-nucleotide messenger RNA. RefSeq lists its product as uncharacterized. NCBI's taxonomy places the organism in Eukaryota, Metazoa, Chordata, Actinopteri, Anguilliformes, Anguillidae. Bases 81 to 644 code for a protein of 187 amino acids. The record is from RefSeq and is a predicted model, not a curated record. The transcript is spliced from 5 exons.
AAACAAAAAAAGGGGGGGAGGGGGGGGGAUUCUUCUCUCCUACCGGACCGUACCUUGCUGGCAAAGGGAGGAUCUGAGCCAUGUUGCCCGGCUGGCUGGCGAGAGUUUGUUUCUUCUCUUCUGUGACACUGUGGCACAUUCCCGUAUCAACAGCCCUGUCCUACACCGUCGUCCCUCGCAAUGUGAGCCAGGACGUUGGCAAGGCCGCCACCUUCCUGUGCGGGGUCUCCCCGGAGACGGCCGCAACGAGGGUCGACUUCACCAUCUACCGUCGGCAUGGCAACUACAGCGUGCUAUGCCCGGGAGAGCCCCUCUCGCUGCCCUCCCAGGGCCUGAAUGGAUACUGCGAGGUUAAAGGCGAAGAGCUGCGUGCGGUGUGGAGCGUCGCCUACAACAGCCGGAAGGAUAACGGCACGUACGUCGCGUGUCGGCCCACGGGACUGAGUCCGGCUUUUGCCUACCUCACCGUGAAAGAGAACAGCAGCUACUUCGCCGCCCUCAUCGGCUGCGUCAUCGGCGGCUUCGUGGGGAUCCUCGCCGUCUUCGGUCUGGUGUACCUGGGAAUGAGGCGCUCCGAGAGGUUCCGGAAGUGUCUCAAAGGACAAACGUCUCAAGAUGACUUAUCUACAAUUACCGAGCAGUAACAGCCAGCACCACAGUCAACUUUUUUAAAUAAUUCUAUGUUUUCUGUUUGUAUGCCCUGUAAAAAGUGUACUAAAUAAUUCAAGUGUAAUUCAAUAAUUCAUACUACAUAACAUACAUAAUUUACCUGUCAAAGAUGGCACAUGCUUCAAGCAUCAAACUUCCUUUUUAUCUUCUCAUAAUCAUACCGCUUUACAUCUAGGAGGCGGGAGGCUGAGAACGUACGUACAUAAAUUGGGCUUUGGAGAGUAAGAGAAAACGGGGGCUGCAUUUUUGCCCCGAAAAAAAAGAACACUAACAAUGUGUUUCAAAGGCAAAGUAAAUGGGUGAAUGCGUCAGGAAGUACAAGUCAACACAAUGGCCGCUGACAUUUGCGCAUGAACAGAUUCUGUUAGUUACAACAUUAUUCCAGCAGAUGUCGCCACUUGCAUUCGCAGAUGUAAGAUGGCGCAGAUGUUUUUUUUUUUUUUACGGUUACAUUUCUGAAAAGAUUAGUCUUACAUUUUGUGUAUAUUUCUGUGGCAUUGUUUAAGCUGUCAGGUGAAAAAAAAUUGUGUGUGAAGAAUCAUAUUUGAUUUAAGAAUGUCACUUUCCUCACAUGUUUACAGUUCAUUUAUUAAAUGAAAUGAAGUUCCACAACGAACAUUGUAGAUACGUGUCAUGCAAUCACAAUGUAAAUACUGAACUGAUACGCUGUUGAGUGUACAAGCUCUCAGAGAGUCUGUUACAGUGGCGUUUGACUCACAUAAUGGAAAAAAAUAAAGCAAUAUUUUCACA